Morone saxatilis (striped sea-bass) is the source of this 8501-nucleotide messenger RNA. RefSeq names its product meiosis regulator and mRNA stability factor 1. Gene Ontology annotation, molecular function: mRNA base-pairing post-transcriptional repressor activity; RNA nuclease activity; CCR4-NOT complex binding. The transcript has 27 exons. The record is from RefSeq and is a predicted model, not a curated record. The coding region runs from base 148 to 5667 and encodes 1839 amino acids. NCBI's taxonomy places the organism in Eukaryota, Metazoa, Chordata, Actinopteri, Moronidae. Gene Ontology annotation, biological process: post-transcriptional gene silencing. Gene Ontology annotation, cellular component: peroxisome; cytoplasm.
GAACGUUACAAAAAGGUGCGCGUUUCCAGGGCGACAGACAGAUAGGGGGGUAGCAGUCCGUUGAGGAAGAUGUGAAAGACGAGACCUUCUCAGGAAAGCAUGAGAGAAAGAGAGACGAAAGUAUGGUGAAGGAUCUCUCUGGGUUGUAUGAUGGAAGGACUGGGAAAGGAGAGAUCCAUAUGCAGCUCUAGACCCUACCCAUGGCUCAGUCACCCCAAAACAGAGGCCUCAACCCUGCUAUGGAAACUCAAAGACUGCUUCUCCACCAAUGAGACCACAUCCCUUCAUCACACAGAUACAGAAGUAUGCACUUACCUGUGUACAGUCCAGAACAAUUACAUGGACAACAAAAAGGCUGUGCUGGAAUUGAAAGAUGUCCCUCCUCCUCCACACCAUACUUCCUCUUCCCAAUCAUCCCAGCCCUUCUCUCUGGCCCCACUCCCUUUGCCCCCUCCCUGCUUGCCUCCUCCUCAGCUUACACAAGACUCUCACCAACAACAACCACUACAGCAGCAACAAGAGGGGGCUAGCCCCAAAGUAAGCCUUUGCACUCAAUGUGACUAUUGUAGGACCGAUGGCUAUGGGUUAUUAAGUGGCGGAGGUGUUGUUGGUAGCAGUAGCAGCAUUGCUGGUGUUGUCUCGCUCUAUAUGGCCCCAAGCUCUGUGGGAGCACCCAUCAGCAGCAGCAGUAUCAGCAGGUCUGGCUCUUGCUCUUUAGCUUCUUCUAAUUAUCAGUAUAAAAGUAACCUGAGCUGUAGGAGUGAAGGUGAAGUAGUUGAUCCUUUGCUCAGUCUUGGUUACAAACCUCAGCUGCUCCCUUCAGUCGCUACCUCUCAGCCUAUUUCAUCACACCCCUACCUCUCCUGCUGCUCAGGGCUCCUCCACACCUACCCAUCUGUACCUCUUCCAUGCAGUCAACCCAGCCUGUUUCCCUCCUCAGCACCUCUGGCUUCCCCUCUCCCCUGUGUUUCCUCUCUACCCGCUCACUUGCAUGGCUCUUGCCUGGCCUCUUCUGGCUACUACACAUGCAGUGUGGACUGUUGCCCGUCAGCCAGAAGAUCCCAGAGAAGCACACUCGGUGAUCACCCAACCACCACCACCAUCACCACUACAACCACCUCAGCACACUUCUGCUCUAAUCCUAUGCACCUAAAUGUAGAACGCACGGUUUGUGUGAAGGGGGCGCACUACUGCCAGGAGUGCCUGUUGAAGCCCAUGAAUGGUCUGCCGUCAGAGUCGGACAAGGUGUGGCCAAAUGUUCCUGUUCCCCAGACUACUUCUAUCCCUAUCCCCAUUUGUAAUGGCUGUGGCACCUCCUCUGAUAGCAUGAUGCUCAUGUCAUCAACCAGCCUUGGCAAGACUGGGCAGAAGUAUGGUUCUCCAGAGAAUAGUGGUCCUGAGAACAUCCCUCCGGUGGGUGUCUUCUGGGACAUUGAGAACUGCAGCGUGCCCAGUGGACGCUCUGCCGGAGCUGUUGUCCAGCGUAUCCGCAGCCGCUUCUUUCAGGGCCACCGGGAGGCAGAAUUCAUUUGUGUCUGUGAUAUCAGCAAGGAGAGCAAAGCUGUUAUCCAAGAGCUCAACAACUGCCAGGUCACUGUUGCACAUAUCAAUGCCACCGCCAAGAAUGCAGCAGAUGACAAGCUUCGCCAGAGCCUACGGCGCUUUGCUGAGACCCACACUGCACCUGCAACUGUCGUACUGGUAUCCUCGGAUGUGAACUUUGCGAGUGAGCUGAGUGACCUGCGUCAUCGGCAUGGUUUCCAGGUGAUCCUGGUCCAUGGCAACCAUACAUCUUCAGCCCUAAUGCAGCACGCCCACUGCCACGUGGCCUUUCAGGAGAUCACAGCUGAUCUGCCACCACGCGUGCUUGUCAAAGCACAGCCCAGUUUCAACCUCCUCUAUGUGCACAACCUCCCUGUCAACUGUGACAAGAGUCUGCGGAACGCUGUGAAGCUCAGGCUCCGCCGCCUGUCAGACAACACUGGUGGCAAGGUGCUGGGCAUGUCCCAGGGCACAGCAGUCCUCCGUUUUGGCAGCCCUGAGGCGGCUUCCCGUGCCCGCAAGCGAAUGGAAAAUGAGGAUGUGUUUGGCCGCAGAAUCAGCCUCUCCUUCUCCCCGCGGCCCAGAGAAGAUGCAAGUCCUGAGCCUGAGCUUCAGUCUCGGCCCCAUCACUUGCCUCAGGCUCAGACUCUGCCCCAGAACUAUCCAAACCAGGAUUCAAUGUUCCCCCCGCCCCCAUCCAUAUCCUCCUUCUCUUUUCUGCCUCUGGAGAAGCCCAGGUCACCCAGGAGGCCACGGCGAGCAACCCGCCCAUGCCACACCUCGGGCCCAGUGCCUGAAAGGCCCUACAGCCCCAGGAGGGGGUGCAGUGGGCCCCCCGGGGGUGUUCCAGCCAAGCCCCAUCAGGAGCUGGGUAGUUUGGAGGGCAAGCCCAGAAUGGGCUUCCACCACCUGGAGAAAGGACGUGCUGCUUCCUCUUCCCCCCACAGUAAUGGUGAGACAGUGGCCCUGGAGCAGCUGUCCAAGCCUGGCCUCACUGGGGAAUCCAUGUACAGGAGAAGGAGAGAGGGUUCCAGUCCUCGCAAUGUGACUGAAUCGCCGGUAGAACAAGGGGACAGAAGCUCAGGAGAGUUCCAGAUUAGCACACCCUCAGCCUUCAGCAAGUUGAACCUGCACAGGAGUCUCAGUCCCCUUGUCCUGCCCCAGAGCUCCUGGUCAUCCAGGAGUGCGUCCCCCUGCCUGUCCAGCCGGUCCUCGCCCCUCCUGUCUGCCCCUCGUAGCCCAUGUCCCGAAGGUCCUUCUGAGCCUUUCUCAGAUGGGGCAGAGGUCCAGGUGGCCAACCUGGAUUACAGAAUGUCCCGCAAGGAUCUGCAGCAGACACUGCAUGACACCUUCUCCCGAUACGGGCGGGUGAAAGCUGUGCAGCUUAGCCCCCACACAGACUAUCAGCUCAAGGCCACAAUCCAGAUGUUGUUCCUGCAGCAGGCCAUAAGUGCUGUCAGUGGCCUACACCGUUAUAAGAUCGGAGGCAAGCGCAUUCAGGUGUCUCUGAUCACCGGUGGCAGCAACAAAUCCCUUGCCAUGCUGAGCACUGAGAUCAUCAGCAUUCUUCAGGAUGCACCUGCCAAUUGCCUUCCCCUCUUCAAGUUCACAGAGAUCUAUGAGAAAAAAUAUUCUCGUAAGCUUGUGGCUGGAGAUCUGUACAGGCUACCAGAGGUGGUGGCAGUGCGGGAACAGGGAGGCUCAAGGCUUGUGUGUCUUCUGCCUAGUAGCCAAAUUCGUCAGAGUCCACUGGGAUCUUCCCAAUCCCAGGAGUGCUCCUCCUCUGCUAGUGGCAGCCCUGUGGUGUUUGAAGAGCUAGAGUACCAUGAACCUGUCUGCAGACAACACUACACACAGCAGGACUUCAGUGUGGCUGACUUUGACCCCGACUCCUAUAAAAUACCAUUUGUUGUAAUGUCUUUGAGCACCUUAGCCUCUGAGGUCCACAGUCUGUUGCAGUCACAUGAGGGAACUCUACCAUUACUCAGUUUUCCAGACUGCUAUGCAGCAAAAUUCAGCCCUCUGCAGCUGGGCAAUGAGACACUGGAGGGCGGUGUUCCUCUGGAGCACCUCAUUACCUGUGUUCCCAGUAUCACAAUAGUCACAGCUCAGAAUGGCUUCAAAGUCAUCAAGUGGAUCCACAAUAAACCACCAGCACCAAACUCCGAGCCGUGGAUUCAGCGUUGCAAGAGUCCGGUUGGCAACCCACAGCUCAUUCAGUUCAGCCGAGAGAUUAUUGACCUAUUGAAGAGUCAGCCUUCUUGCAUCAUGCCCAUGAGCAAGUUCAUACCCUCAUACCACCAUCACUUUGCCAAGCAGUGCCGUGUCUCUGACUAUGGCUAUUCUAAGCUGCUGGAGCUUCUGGAGGCCGUGCCACAUGUCCUGCAGAUCUUGGGUAUGGGUACCAAGCGUUUACUGACCCUGACCCAUCGUGCUCAAGUGAAGCGCUUCACCCAGGACCUGCUCAAACUGCUUAAAUUUCAAGCCAGCAAACAAGUGGCAAUCAAGGAUUUCAUGCAGGCAUACCAUUGGUGCUUCUCUAGAGACUGGAGAGUAAUCGACUAUGGCAUAUGUGACCUGAUGGACCUGCUGACUGAGAUCCCUGACACCACCAUCACUAUUACACACGAAGACACAGACACGAUCAUCUCUGUUCCCAAGAGAGAGCGUACAGUGGAGGAAAUGGAGCGCACUAAACAGUUUGGGAAGGAGGUGGUGGACCUUCUCCGUCACCAGCCUCACUGCCGAAUGCCCUUCAGUAAGUUCAUCCCCACCUACCACCAUCACUUCGGUCGUCAGUGCAAGCUCAGCUACUACGGCUUCACCAAGCUCAUGGAGCUCUUCGAGGCAAUCCCAGACAUCCUGAUGGUAUUGGAGUGUGGUGAGGAGAAAGUGCUGACUCUGACGGAAGUGGAGCGUAUCAAAGCUCUGGCUGCUCAGCUGGUCAAGCUGCUUCGGGCUCAGAAAAACUCCAGCCUUCCUGUCAGCCAGCUGCUCACAGAGUACAGCAAGACCUUUGGUUAUGGCCUACGCCUGCAGGACUACGAUGCCAGCUCCCUGCCAGCUCUGCUGACCAAACUCUGCCAUGUUGUCAAGGUGGUGGAUGGCUGUGAGGGCCGGGAAGUGCAGUUGAUCAACAGGAAGUCUUUGCGCUCACUCACCUCCCAGCUGCUGAGUCUGCUCAUGUCUCAAGAGGAGGAGCAAGUCACACAGGGUGUCAAAGUGGAGGUGCUGAGCGAGCAGUACUUGAUUGUUCAUGGAGCCCCACUUAACCCAUGUGAAUAUGGGUUCCUCUCCCUCAGUGAGUUACUCAAGAGCCUGCCGUACCUUGUUGAGUUGUACCAUGAAGAAAGUGAUGACUGCAUCAAAGCCUGCAACACUAACGGUGGUCGUGGUGAGGAGUGGGUGAGGCUGACCAGGCUUUACCAGUUUGCCCGUAACAUGCGUGCGCUGCUCCACACCUACCAUUACAACCAGAUCUUCCUUACAGAGUUCCAGGGGGCCUAUAACAAGUUUACAGGCUGCAGCCUUGAACCACGCUCCUACGGAUACAUCAACACUGAUGAGCUGCUCAGCGCCAUUCCACAGGUGGUCUGGAUCAAAGGGCACGGUCGCAAGAGGAUUAUUGUUUUGAAGAACGAUAUGAAAGCAAGGGCAAGCUCUUCAGCCCCCAACAGCCCCCAGCCAGGAGAGGACAUGGAAAGCCCGAGAGACAGCCCAGUUAGCAACGCAACGUCUGGAGCCCAAAGUCCAGGUGGCGACAAAGCAGCAGAGUCAGAGCUGCUGUGUUUGACCUCACCAUUAGACCUGCUGUGUGGUCCUGUACCAUCCUGCCUACCCUCACCUCAGCUCCACCCCGACCCCGUUCUCCUCCAGGAGACGGACCUGAUUCACUUUGAGGAGAAAACUCCAUCGCCACAACCACCAACAGUGAGUGAUGAACCUGAGGUGGCAGCUGCUCCUGACAGCACGUCUGAGCCGCCUGGCAGCGCAGAAGACUCUGUCACCGAACCUCCACUGCCCCCCAACGUGAAGACCCCCUCCUCCAUGGACAGUCCCAGCAGAAGAGCCACGCGCAGCAGAAUUAAGCUAGCUGCCAACUUCUCAUUCACAACAGGCCUCUGAUCCCAUUCACACAUACACACAAAGCAAUACUAGUUCACAUAUAGUGUAACUCUAAAUGCAAGAGUUGACUGGCUACACUGAACACGCUACACAGAAACGACCCCAGAAGAGCGUUGGUAUUGUCCCCUCUACAUCUUAACAGGCUGUUGCAUUCUUCUGCUUUCUUCUCAAUCACUCAUCUGCGUUCUUUGUUCUUUGUUCUUUGUUUUCGUAUUUCGUAAUCCGUAUGUUCCUCCGAUGUUCACCAAGCUGUGAUUUUCUUCUUGCAGAUUUUCUGCAAUUAUUUAAUUUGCCAAAUUCAUCUACUGUAACCUGUGUUUGAUUUGAUCUGAAGGGAAGUUAAUUUAUAUUCCCAUAAUGUGCCUCUUCAGUUUAGGGCCCCUUUGUGUCAAAGAACACUCGCUGGCUCAUAAUGAACGCAGAGUCUAAAAAAUGAGUUGGUUGUCACUGUAUAGAGUAUUGGGUAAUAUUGGGAGAUGUGCUAGGGAGGAGUAACUAAGUUUUCUAUGUAAAAUCCAAGAAAUGUAGUCUCCCAUAUUCUCAGUUUAGAAGAUAAAUAAGGUUUUUAGAGCUGGUUUUGUUCAUGUAUCAUUAAGAAACCUUCAUGUAUACUCCCAAACGACAGAGCAUUUAAUUUAUGAUGUUCAUUCAUUUUUGAACUCAUUUCAAAUUUUUGGAGAUUUUGGUUUGUAGCUAACUGUAGACACGUCAACUGAACAGGUUGCUAAGCACCUGCCUGUUUUUAUUCUACUCAUUCUAGUCCACUCUUGGGUAAAGAUUUCUUAAGAGGUAGCUUCUCUUUGAGAGGUACAUUCUCGACUUCUGUCUCUGUAAAGUAGCCAAAGGACAGUAUUUUCAGUUUCUUUUGUUAUGCAAAGUAUUUAGUAGUCUGGAAGUGUUUGGCCUAAACCUGUGGUGUAUUCUGUGGCAAUUCAGUGAUGAAGGACUGAAGCGAUGAGUAUCUGUCUGGUCAGAUGGUUGCUUUUGUAAAUGGAAGCUAACGUUCAAGCGUGGAUGGCAACAGUUUUGAUUGAUAAUGUGACAAGCGCUGCUCUCAGGAAUUUUAUUCUUGUAGUACUUUGACCUAAUUUAUAGCAAAGAUUUUGGCUCGUCUCUCCAGGGGCCACUAAUGAAGGCCUGAAAGGGAAAAGGUGCCCCUUUAAUACUCCAGGUUGGUGCUUGGGCAGCAGGGACUGACAUAUACUUUGAUUGUUCGGCUUCAGCCAGCGGCCAGUGUGUUUGUGUUCUUUUUAGCUCUAUUUUGUCUGUGUGUGGUUUACACUGGAGUAGGUGGUGUGAAAUAUGCAUGGUGUGCAUAAAUAAGUUUAUGCAUGGUGUAAGCCCAGGAGGAGCAGACAGGAACGAAUGAUGGUAGGACAUUCUUUAAGAUCAGUCUUUAUUUCCACCAUGUUUUAGAGGUCUUAAGAGUUGGCGUCACCCUUGCAGUUGCCACAUUAGAUGCUCAAGGUUUUGUUAAGUUAACCUUGUUGCUGGUAGUUGCUGUAUCUGUGGCGACGUCCCUACUGCCUGAGUUGAAGGGUUCGAGGGGAGCAGUGAGCGCUCCUGAGUUUUGUUUUUUAAUGACAAGGUGAAUUGUGAGUUUUUAGGGAUAAGAGAUGGGACGGGAGGCGGUAGGCUGUUUGUGGAGCACCUCGGGGGCUCUGGGAAGCCUCCUGAACAGACUGUACACACAGAGGGACCCUCUGCGGCUCUCUGGAAUCUGCCGGGCUUUUACAAUGGCUUGUAUUUGCCACGGUGCCAAAGGAAUUGCCGUCGUACCUCCCCACCCCUCGCAUCUCACAGAGGAGUUUUUACUUGCUGAUGUGUGUUGGUUUCUCCGUUUUCCUCAGUCUCAAUUGUUUACAAGACUGCUGGCUGCCAAAAUGCCACCAAAUGAUGUCGGCUGCAUAUGAAGUUUUUGCACAAUCCAGGCGCCACUGAAGUCAAAUGAUUGUCGUUGUUCUUGUUGUUUUGUGUUCAGAGAAAAGAUUCAAAGAAAUGGGUAAGAGCCCAUUUUAUCAGUUUCUGUCCAGUUCCAGUGUUUACCUCUUCAGGCAGUGUUAAUACAGUUUUCUUUGUCAGACUUGAUUAUAAAAAAUAAAAUAAAAACCUUUUUAAAGCAGAGAGAUUCCAGCUGCCAACUCACCAAAACGUCUGAGAUGCCAAUCAAAAUGUUUUUAAUUGGGGCUGUUCAGGUCUCUCCUGCAAUGUUUUACUGACUGUCUGGAAACCUUUUGAUUAUGGAAUGAGCAGUUAGGAAUAGUUAAUGAUUUAGAAUUGGUAACAGUAAAGGGGAUUAAAAUGCUCACGAGAUGUCUAGAUUUAACUUUGGCAGUAAGAAUGUAUUACUUUUUGUGAAUUUGAGCAAAACCUUAGAUCUCCCUCAGAGUGCUGCAGUGGCAACUAACUCGGAUGACAACAUUAACUUCCCCGUUUAGCUUUCUCUUUGGUUUUGGUUACAUCAGUGAGAAGCUAUUGUACCUGUCAAAAUAUGCACUUUUGCAUAGUUUUGGUUCAUGAAAUACACAUGUGAAAUUAGUUAGUGGCCAGAGAGGGGUUGAAACAUGUUUUUGUGUCUUUAACUCAGUUUCUGUUUAACUGUAUCUGACCUCGUCUUGCUUAUUCAGUUUUCACAUUGAACGACAGUUCUUCUGUUACUCAGCAGUGUCCUUAAAACUCCUGCCUUGUGAUUAUUCUUUAUCGGGUUAACAAUUGUCUCUACAUUUGCCUCCGUCACACCGUUUUACCGCCUCACUGCACCAGAAGUCGCUGUAACAGUCUAAUGUUGUUGAAGGGACCAAAAAGAUUUCCGUAAAUAAAUUUCACAAGCAUCA